AUGAAUCCAAGUCCAUCUUUUAAAGAAAUGAAACCAAUUAUCUCUGAAGAUAAAGCACUUAAUUCAAGUUGCUAUUGUAGUGAUUGUGGAGGUAAGAUUUCAAAGAAAUUGCUUUUAAAAUAUGAUAAGGAUCAACAUCAACUUGACAACAAAUUCAAGAAUUUAGAUUUGGAUAAAAUUCCUAAAAAUUUGGAUAAUCGUAUAUUAUCUAGUGCAAAUCCUUCUAUGUAAAUAUAAUUUAUAAAUUUAGACAUAUAGCUAAUAAUGGGAGUAAAAAAAAGAUAAAAUAUAAGCCAUUUAAUCAUCUUCUUUAAAUGGUACAUGUGAAAAGUGUUUUAUCAAAAUUAGUAAAUUCUAAACCAAUCAAAUAAUAAUAAUAAGUAUUUUAAUCAUCACCUCAGACUAUAUCUGAAUUUACUUAGAAGACAUAAAAUUUAAAGACUUCUAUAUCAAAAGAUAUACAAAGUCCUUUGAUAGGAAAAAGAUUGAAAACUGAACCCAUUAUUCAACACUAACAGUAGCUAUCACCAAUUGAUACAAAGAAAUUUUAUUAUCCAAGAAUAUCUAGAAUAAGUUAAAUUGCAGCUACAGGUUUUCUAAAUCUAAAUUUAUCAGAUAGAACAGAAAUAAAACCUGUAAAUCAUAAACUAAUAGUUUUAACUAGUAGAUAUAAAUCACCAGAUAUUCAAUAGGUUAGAACUUUGUCUUAAAGAAUUUAAAGUAUUUAUUUAAAAAAAUCUGAUUUAAAACUUAAAGACAACAAUAAGAGACAAAAUUGA
Paramecium primaurelia is the source of this 779-nucleotide messenger RNA. NCBI's taxonomy places the organism in Eukaryota, Ciliophora, Oligohymenophorea, Peniculida, Parameciidae. The record is from the annotation of a GenBank genome assembly.